AUGGCAGACCUGGGCUGCAAAAAGCCCAGUGACUGCACUGUCUCCAGGCUACUCAGCGUAGUGGAGAGCGAACUCCGGGCUGGGAGAGACAAAGGCGACCCCACUGAGAAGCAGCUCCAGGUUGUCUUAGAGGAUGCUACGCUCUGGCAGAGAUUCAGGGAAGUCACCAAUGAGAUGAUCGUGACCAAGAACGGCAGGCGGAUGUUCCCUGUUUUGAAGAUCAGUGUGUCAGGCUUGGACCCAAAUGCCAUGUAUUCCUUCCUGUUGGACUUUGCCCCGACUGAUGGCCACCGCUGGAAGUACGUCAAUGGAGAAUGGGUGCCAGCUGGGAAGCCAGAGCCACCAAACCACAGCUGUGUCUACAUCCACCCGGAUUCCCCCAACUUUGGGGCCCACUGGAUGAAAGCUGCCAUUUCCUUCAGCAAAGUCAAACUUACCAACAAGCUCAAUGGGAGUGGGCAGAUAAUGUUGAACUCUCUGCACAAAUACGAGCCCCAGGUACAUAUAGUUCGUGUAGGAGGCCCCCACCGGAUGGUGAUGAACUGUUCCUUCCCUGAGACUCAGUUCAUAGCUGUGACUGCCUAUCAAAACGAAGAGAUAACUGCUCUCAAAAUCAAGUAUAAUCCCUUUGCCAAAGCCUUCCUGGAUGCGAAAGAAAGAAACCAUCCCAAGGAUGCUCCAGAAACAGCCUCUGAAGGUCAACAUAUGACAUAUUCUCCCUUGGGUGGCUGGUUGAUUUCCAACCCAGAUACAAUGUGUGCAUCAGGAAGCUCUAAUUAUCAGUACACUGGACCUUUGCCUCUACCAGCUCCGCACGCUCCCCAUGGCUGUGAGCGAUAUUCAGCACUGCGAGGUCAUCGGGCUGCUCCAUACCCACCUUCCUACAUGCAAAGAAAUCAUUCACCUACAGUGAAUUUAUUGGAAAGCUCCAGCAAUAAUCUUCAGGUAUUCUCAGGACAUGACAGCUGGACUUUGCCAUCCUCUCCACAUGCUAAUUUGCUCUCAGUGCCACACACCAAGGGAGCUGCCAGCCCAGGGCCCAGCCACUACCCUUGUCUGUGGACAGUGAGCAACAGUGCUGUAAAUGUCACCAAUCCAGGAAGUGAGGUGAACAGCAGCACUUCAAGCAUGUUUCUGAGGGGUAAUGUCCCCUUACCUACUGCAUCUCCAUCAGUCCAAAUCCCUGUGCAGGGAACUGUGUCUGGCAGCAUGGAAGCACAAGGGGAAACCACACUAGCCAGGCUAGCCGACUCUGCGUGGACAUCCUCACACUCCUUUUAAUGGACAAGCAGCUCACACGGAAGGCUCAGACCAACAAGAGUGACACAAAUGGCGAAGGAUCCCCUGGAAAUGCAGCUCAGAACAGGGAUGUGUAUGCAGAAAACUCUUCACCAAGCAUCGCUGCAUAAUGUACCUCUUGCGUGCCAGAGAAACCAAAAUGCAUAAUGCAAGGCAAGAAAUGUUAAAGGAACUGGCUUAUUACUGUAACCUUCCUGCAUCCUUGAGGAUGAUGUCCAGAAAGAAUCUUUAUAGUUGGCUUUGCUUCUUUAUCACAUCAAAACAAUCAGAGACACGGGACUGAGUGAAGCAGACAUGGUGGUUAGAUAUUUGCAUGUGGUUUUGGAAGAGUCCUUUCUGUAACUAGACCAAAUCCAAGGAAAUUGUGAGCAAGUUUGCAACCGGUAAUCUGAAGAGACAGCACUGCUUUAAAGACUUUCUGAAUUUGUCAUAUGAGGGUUUCUGUAAUACCUGAAACUAAGCUCUUCAGGGGAUGUGAUCUGUCUGACACCCUAAUGCCACCUGCAUACAGUAUUCUCUUUACCUUCUCCAGCUCCUGUGCUCUUUCUGUGCUAUAGGGAUAAUGGACACAUUCAAGCUGAGAAAGUGGCUGCAUUGUAGCGGCAGGUGAAGGGCAUCUGGUUUAGUGUUUAUAGUCUGAUGUGAAAUGAAA
Messenger RNA from Oxyura jamaicensis (ruddy duck), 1951 nucleotides. RefSeq names its product T-box transcription factor 19 (gene TBX19). Gene Ontology annotation, cellular component: nucleus. The coding region runs from base 1 to 1281 and encodes 426 amino acids. Gene Ontology annotation, biological process: regulation of transcription by RNA polymerase II; heart morphogenesis; cell fate specification. The transcript is spliced from 8 exons. Gene Ontology annotation, molecular function: RNA polymerase II cis-regulatory region sequence-specific DNA binding; DNA-binding transcription factor activity, RNA polymerase II-specific. The record is from RefSeq and is a predicted model, not a curated record. Lineage: Eukaryota; Metazoa; Chordata; Aves; Anseriformes; Anatidae.